UCUUCGCACACGUCACUCUGGGCCGGGUCCCCGCCCCCGAGCUCUAUGGUUGGUCACCCCAGGGUGGGGGCCACGGGGGCGGGGCGGGGGCGGGAAUUCCCGCCUGGUGGCCGGAACCAAGCGGAUGCCCGGCGCCGGGACCCUUGCGAGGCCUGAGAGUCGUCGGAACUACCACCGCCACCAUGGGGCCCUGGGGGGAGCCAGAGCUCCUGGUGUGGCGCCCCGAGGCGGUGGGCUCAGACCCUCCAGUGCCUGUGGGUCUGGAGGUGAAGUUGGGGGCCCUGGUGCUACUGUUGGUGCUCACGCUCAUCAGCAGCCUGGUUCCCAUCUGUGUGCUGCGCAGAUCCGGAGCUAGCCCUGAAGCCUCAGCUUCUCGCCAGAAAGCCCUCAGCCUAGUCAGCUGCUUUGCUGGGGGUGUCUUUCUGGCCACCUGUCUCCUGGACCUGCUGCCUGACUACCUGACUGCCAUCAACGAGGCCCUGGAGGCCCUUCAUGUGACUCUCCAGUUCCCCCUCCAGGAGUUCAUCCUGGCCAUGGGCUUCUUCCUGGUCCUGGUGAUGGAACAGAUCACGCUGGCUUACAAGGAGCAGUCAGGGCCACCACCUCGGGAGGAGACAAGGGCUCUGCUGGGCACCACGAAUGGUGGGCCACAGCACUGGCAUGAUGGGCCAGGACUUCCACAGGCAGGUGGAGUCCUGGCAGCCCCCUCAGCCCUGCGAGCCUGUGUACUGGUCUUCUCCCUGGCUCUGCACUCAGUGUUUGAGGGGCUAGCAGUUGGGCUGCAGCGUGACCGGGCUCGGGCCAUGGAGCUGUGCCUGGCUCUGCUGCUCCACAAGUGCAUCCUGGCCGUCAGCUUGUCCCUGCGGCUGCUGCAGAGCCACCUUCGAGCACAGGUGGUGGCUGGCUGUGGAGUCCUCUUCUCAUGCAUGACUCCUCUGGGCAUUGGGCUAGGGGCAGCUCUGGCAGAGUCAGCUGGACCACUGCACCAAUUGGCCCAGUCAGUGCUGGAGGGUAUGGCAGCCGGCACUUUUCUCUAUAUCACCUUCUUGGAAAUCCUGCCCCAGGAGCUGGCCACUUCUGAGCAGAGGAUUCUCAAGGUUAUUCUGCUUCUGUCUGGCUUUGCCUUGCUCACUGGCCUACUCUUCAUCCAAAUCUAGGGGUCUCUGAGAGGGCCAGGUAAGGCUGGGUAUCAAGUACCCUUGACCUUCCUGUCUUCCACCAGUGUGUGGGGAAGGGUGAUACUGGGAACCAAAGAGUUCUCUGGGAGGUAGGAAUGAAGCCUUUGGAACUACCUGACCAAUGAGAGUGAAAUGGGCAGAUAAGAGCCUAGCCCCCAGGCCCAAGGGUCAGGGGAAGGUCAAGUCAGUAGACAUGAUCAAGGGACAUUAGUGUAUGGGGGAAGACAUUGACUGCUAGGACCUAGGGUCAUACACUACACUUAGGGACAAGCUGACACUGGGGAGGCUUGAGGUAGGAAGCAUGUUUCUGUGGCAUAAAGGUAGAGAGAGGGCAUGGGUCCAGAGUCAGCAGGCCUCUUGGUUCUAGCCAUUUUAUGUGUGCUCAACCAGGUGUGCCACCACCCAGCCCCUGGCUCUGGCCCAUUUCAACCCUCUGCCACCUGGAGUUGACCCCUCCUACUUUUCAUGGCGCCUACUCAUAUCCAUCCCCCUCUUCCAUUCUCCCUGGGGACUGGUACCAAAUUACCUUUCCCACCAGUUUUGGUACCUUCUCUGGCUUCUCCACUCCCAUUCAUUCCUCUGUUUUCAAAGUGCCAAAUAAAUCUUCUCGCUCUUUUGCAAAGCACAGGGAUGGCACCGAGCCUUGCCCAGUCAAUAGAGAGGGCCUGCUUGCUCUAUAUUUUGAUCUCAGAUCCUAGGAGAAGGGAAGGGUUGGCAGAGCUGCAGCCCGCUAACACUGCUGCAUCUAGGUAUGGGGAGUACAGACAUGCCCCAUGGCCCAGAUGAUUAACAAUGAGCUGCCAAAACCUUUUUAUACCAGAGGAGCCCAAGGGGUGGGAGGACACCACCCCAGGGUUAUUUUUUGGGUGGGUGGGUGGGGGACUAUGUAUAGGGCCAUAUUCUCUAGAAUCUAUUUUCUAACUGACCUGUUUUGGGACGUGUUAACCCAAAUAAAAGAUGUUUCUAUACGUC
This is a messenger RNA of Erinaceus europaeus (western European hedgehog), 2150 nucleotides long. RefSeq names its product solute carrier family 39 member 1 (gene SLC39A1). The record is from RefSeq and is a predicted model, not a curated record. Gene Ontology annotation, molecular function: zinc ion transmembrane transporter activity. Gene Ontology annotation, biological process: zinc ion transmembrane transport. Lineage: Eukaryota; Metazoa; Chordata; Mammalia; Eulipotyphla; Erinaceidae. The transcript is spliced from 4 exons. The coding region runs from base 183 to 1157 and encodes 324 amino acids. Gene Ontology annotation, cellular component: plasma membrane.